Messenger RNA from Ochotona curzoniae (black-lipped pika), 2750 nucleotides. RefSeq names its product selenoprotein N (gene SELENON). Gene Ontology annotation, molecular function: calcium ion binding. Gene Ontology annotation, cellular component: endoplasmic reticulum membrane. The transcript is spliced from 12 exons. The record is from RefSeq and is a predicted model, not a curated record. Lineage: Eukaryota; Metazoa; Chordata; Mammalia; Lagomorpha; Ochotonidae. Gene Ontology annotation, biological process: skeletal muscle fiber development; calcium ion homeostasis.
AUGGGCCGGGCUCGGCCGGCCGAGCGCCCGCCGCGCGUCCCGGCGCCGGACGAAGCGCCUCCGAACCGCCGCGCGCGCGUCCUGGCGCUGCUCGGGGCCCUGCUCGCCGCAGCCGCGGCCGCCGCCGCCGCCCAGGCCUUCGCUCGCCACGCGGAGGCCCAAGCGUCUGCGCGGCAGGAGGCUGUACGCAAGGCCCUGGGGCCAGAAGGCUUCUUCCUCUUCUCCUCCUUGGACACAGACCAGGAUCUCUACAUCAGCCCGGAGGAAUUCAAACCCAUUGCUGAGAAGCUCACGGCAUCAUGGUCACCUCCCAGGACUGUGGUGGAAUGGACACCAGUGGUCACACUGGCUUCAUGCCAGUGGGUCCCUGCCACCUGCAGCCACCUGUGUCCUGCAGGGUCUGCUGCAGCCCCCAGCUAUGAGGAGGAGGAGGAGCUGACUGCCGACCCCAGCGAGGAGACGCUCAUCAUAGAAGCCCGGUUCCAACCUCUGCGGCCGGAGACCAUGACCAAGAGCAAGGAUGGGUUCCUGGGGGUCUCUCGCCUUGCCCUGGCCGGUCUUCGCAACUGGACCACUGCAGCCUCGCCGAGUGCUGUGUUUGCUGCCCGCCACUUCCGGCCCUUCCUGCCUCCACCAGGCCAGGAGCUGGGUGAGCCCUGGUGGAUCAUUCCCAGCGAGCUAAGUGUCUUCACCGGCUACCUGUCCAACAACCGCUUCUACCCCCCGCCACCCAAGGGCAAGGAGGUCAUUAUCCAUCGGCUCCUGAGCAUGUUCCACCCGCGCCCCUUCGUGAAGACCCGCUUCGCCCCGCAGGGGGCCGUGGCAUGCCUGACCGCCAUCAGCGACUCCUACUACACAGUCAUGUUCCGGAUCCAUGCUGAAUUCCAGCUCAGUGAGCCACCCGAUUUCCCUUUCUGGUUCUCCCCCGGCCAGUUCACUGGCCACAUCAUCCUCUCCAAGGAUGCCACCCACGUCCGUGACUUCCGCCUCUUCGUGCCCAACCACAGGUCACUGAACGUGGACAUGGAGUGGCUGUACGGGGCCAGUGAGAGCAGCAGCAUGGAGGUGGACAUCGGCUACAUUCCCCAGAUGGAGCUGGAAGCCAUGGGCCCCUCUGUGCCCUCGGUGAUCCUGGAUGAGAACGGCAACAUACUCGCCAGCCGCCCACCCUCGGGAGAGCCCCUCCAGUUCGUGUUUGAGGAGAUCACGUGGCAGCAGGAGCUGAGCUGGGAGGAGGCUGCCCGGCGCCUGGAGGUGACCAUGUACCCCUUCAAGAAGGUCACCUACCUGCCGUUCACUGAGGCCUUCGACCGGGCCAAGGCUGAGAAGAAGCUGGUGCACUCGAUCCUGCUGUGGGGGGCGCUGGAUGACCAGUCCUGCUGAGGUUCGGGGCGAACUCUCCGGGAGACCGUCCUGGAAAGUUCGCCCAUCCUCGCCCUGCUCAAUGAGAGCUUUGUCAGUACCUGGUCCCUGGUCAAGGAGCUGGAGGACCUGCAGAACAAGCAGGACAACCCGUCCCAUCGGAAGCUGGCCAGCCUGCACCUAGAGAAGUACAGCUUCCCUGUGGAGAUGAUGAUCUGCCUGCCCAAUGGCACAGUGGUCCACCACAUCAAUGCCAACUACUUCCUGGACAUCACCGCCUUGAAGCCCGAGGACCUAGAGAACAACGUCUUUGGUUUCUCGUCCACCUUCGAGGACCCGUCCACGACCACCUACUUGCGCUUCCUGCGGGAGGGCCUGCAGCGUGGCCUGCCCCUCCUCCAGCCCUAGCCCUGGCCUGGCUUGAUGACAGAGAGGUGUCAGGCGGGCGGGCCUCUCACAGCCCAUCUCAGACUUGGCCUGUGUGCCUCCCCACGGGGCUUGCCAUCAGCCAAGCGUGGUUGCCCUAGGGAGUCGGGAGUAGCGGAACCAGAGGUGCAGGUGGAGGAACUCAGAGCUCAGGCCUGCUGGAGACGUCCCAGAAUGCGGCCUGGAGCACAGGUCCUUGUGAUCCGUCCCCCUUCGUUGCUUUCUCCCCACCCACAAAGGAAGCCUCAUGGGGUCCCAGCCCACAAGCUCUGCUCUGCCCACCAUCCCCCUUGCAUACACUGUUUUGGAGCUGUGUCCCCUAUGCUCCCCAGACCACCAAGACCAUGGUGGGACCCCAGAGGCCUGGGUAGGCCUCACUGGACACCAGCUACUUGAACAGAUCAGCUGUGAAGCCAGCCUCUGCCUCCAGCCAGAAGAAGCCCAGGGUCAAGGGCUCCCACUGCCCGUGCCCCGGAAGCAUUCCCACUCCUUGGAAGUCGGCCUUCUCAGAGUCCACUCUCUUCUCGACCUCCGGGUGCCCCACACCAGCUCACCUACACCCGGGGGCUAUCGGCUUUCCUUGGUCACUUCCAAGGCGCUGGCCAUGUCCGCGUCCAGACCUUUUUAUACUCAUAGGAAAAUGUUCUUAGGGAAUUUCCAGUUCAUAGGGACUUCGGGAUGCCCAGCCCUGAGGAGAAGGGAGGGGCCUGAGCUCCCCCAGCAGCAGCCCCAUGACAGCUGGGUCUGAAACCCCAGAGGGCCCAGCUCGAUGUUCCCGCUGCUGCGUCGGGGGGAGGCCAGCCCCUGCCUCCUCUUCAGCUCUGCGGAAGUAGCCCGCUCCUUCCUGCCCCCCGAGCUCCGUCCCAUCCCGAUGCCUGCUGUCGGGGUGCCCACUGGGAGCCCCCUGCCCGUCGCUUUCUCCAUGCCACGUCGGGUAUAAAACGGCAGCCGGUGGGCUAAGA